AUGAUUACGACUGACUACGAUCCCGUGGUGAACUCUUCCUUGGUUGAGGGCGAGAGUGUCUUUGAAAGGCGCAUGGAAUUGAGAAAGGCAGCUCGUAGAGCCUUUGAAAGCACUGGAGCAUCGAACAAGGCCAGAGCGUGGAGUGGUCCCUUCGAGGCAGGACAGAUGGUGUAUUUCUGGCGUAAGAGUCGGUUCGAGUCAAAGUGUCAUUGGCAUGGUCCUGCAGUGGUGAUUGGCAAAAGUGGUCAGUCGAAGGUGUGGGUUGCCAAGGGCACGAAGGUGUACAGGUGUUGUCCGGAGCAGUUGAGAAGAUUGUCACCAGAGCAGGAAGCAACCAUCAGGCUGUUACCAGCUGAUAUGGUCAUGAUGCGACAUGAAGUAAGUGCUCGGGCUGUGGAGCGUGUUGGUGAAAUUGCGCGUGAGAGUCAGCGAGUUGAACAAGUUGCACACAAUCUGUUGGAGGGCGAAGAGGAAGACGUGGGAAUGCAGCAAGCAGCUGCUGAGCUGCCUGCGGCAGCUGUUGUUAGAAGUGAUGAUCCGAGAAGUGACGAAGGAGCCGGUGCGUCUCCAACAAAGAGACAACGAGUUGAUCCUGAACCAGGAGGAAUCACUCCCUUGAGUCAGGCUCUCAGGCUUGAUCCGCAGUUGCUUGAUGGGUUGCCGUCACAAGCGGCAAGUUCUUCACAGCUGGGCUGUGCACCCGAGUCGGUGCCAGUGCCUGAUGAGACUGAUGAGGAGCUUGAAGUGACAUUGUCAAGCGGUCCAGACCAUUGGAUUGUGGAUCAUGAUCGGUCGCAGCUUGUGCGUGUGCAUGUUGAUGAGCGUGAUGCGUGCUUGCAGUUGCGUGACGAAGACUUGCCCAUAAGAGCCUCAGACGUUGAACCUGUGUGUCAGGCGUUACAGUAUGACCGCAAGGGCAACAAGCAUGUUGUUGAGCAUGAGUGGAGAAAGGGAGCCUUGUCGAGGAAGCCAAACGCCAGGUGGACAGGUAAAACCAUCUUUCAGCUCAAGCCAGGUUGGAAGUGGAGCAAGCGUGAGGAUGAGUGUUUUGAGGUUGGAAGCGCGAAGAAAGGAAGGAAGGAGUUGAGUGAGCAUGAAAUUGGAAAGGAUAGGAGGUCUGGAUUGUGUCAAGCCAAGUUGAAAGAAUGGAAUAAGCUGUUGCAGAGCGGUGCAAUAGUGGUUCAUCGUGGAAAGAAGGCAGAGGAGCUGCGGAGCACAAUCCCACGAAGGCGUUUGUUGAAGUCGAGGUUUGUACUCACCGAGGCCGAGGCUGGCAGCAGUCCACAGACCAGUGACAUUAAGGCCAGAUGGUGUAUACGUGGUUAUCUUGAUCCUGAUCUGUUGGAGUUGGACACUUGUGCACCCACUCUGUCCUCGGAAGGUUUCUCAGUAGCGAUGCAGUUAAUGGCCAGCCAAGGCUGGCAGGUGACCAUUGCUGAUGUGGAAGGAGCCUUCUUGCGAGGAGAUGACUUGAGUCCGAGCCGAGGUCGUCUGUUCAUUUACCGCUGGGAGGGAUCGAAGGGUACGAUGAAACGUGCCUGGUCGAGGCCGUUAAAACAGUGUACGGCCUGGCUGACGCUCCAAAGGCUUGGUGGACAUGUCUGCAUGGCAAGUUAA
This is a messenger RNA of Symbiodinium sp. CCMP2592, 1617 nucleotides long. Lineage: Eukaryota; Dinophyceae; Suessiales; Symbiodiniaceae. The record is from the annotation of a GenBank genome assembly.